UAAAAUAAUUUCUUUAAUUUAAAAAAUGGUUUGACCAUGUUGUCCUCUACUUCUCCACUGUCAUUUCCUCCUUGACCCUAUUGGCCUAUAGUAAUCUGCCUCUCUCUGUUACUGUGUUGAUACUUAAUUAAAUGGCAGGAAUACGGUUGCCUCCCGAAGAAGCGGACCUCACUCAGCAACAGCAAACCCGAGGAGCAGCAGCUGCUGCUCCAGGUGGCAGCGGCGCCGAUCUGGUAUCAGACGAUGAGAGGUCCGUGGCAGCAGAUUCGUGGUCAAUUAAGAGUGACUACGGAAGUACACUAGAUGAUGAUCAACGUCACGCUGAUGCCGCCGAGGCUCUCUCCUCCGCCGCUCACUUCCGUGCUGCUUCUGAUUACAAUUCUGAUAAGGAAGAAGCAGAUGGUGAAGGGGUGACAUCAAUGCUAGGUCUCCAGAGUUAUUGGGAUUCUGCUUAUGCUGAUGAGCUGUCUAACUUUCAUGAGCAUGGCCAUGUUGGUGAAAUUUGGUUUGGGUCUGAUGUCAUGGAUGUUGUUGUUUCUUGGACCAAGAGCUUGUGCAUUAAGAUUUCGCAGGGUCACACUUCAAAUCAUGUGGAUGUUGAACAGGAUGAUAAAUAUUUGUCUAGCUGGAGCGUACUUGACCUUGGAACUGGCAAUGGUUUGCUCCUUCAAGAACUUGAUAAGCAGGGGUUUUCUGAUUUGACUGGUGCUGAUUAUAGUGAACGAGCGAUCGACCUUGCUCGGAAGCUUGCUGAUCGUGAUGGUUUUCCCAACAUCAACUUUUUGGUUGAUGAUGUCCUUGAAACAAAGAUAGAAAGACAAUUCCAGCUUGUCAUGGAUAAAGGGACAUUAGAUGCUAUUGGACUGCAUCCUGAUGGUCCUAUCAAAAGGAUCAUGUACUGGGACUCUGUUUCCAAGUUGGUUGCAUCUGGCGGAAUUCUGGUGAUCACAUCUUGUAACAAUACAAAAGAUGAACUGGUGCAAGAGGUAGAAAAUUUCAACCACAGGACUAAUGUGUCGCACGGGUCAGAUAUCUCUAAGGACCAAGUAUCUAGAGAUCAUCCUGUCUUCCGAUAUUUUGAUCACAUUCAAACAUAUCCAACAUUCAUGUUUGGUGGGUUAGUGGGUUCGCGUGUUGCUACUGUGGCAUUCCGCCGGAGCUGAAAAAUAAAUUUUAUCUUGACAGCAUCAGAAUCAUAUGGUUAGUUGUCUUUUUUGGGGGGGAAAUAUGUCUUUAAGGUGUUCAUGUUCGUGCAUGAUAGAUGUCUUUUCUUCAGAAUAACCUAAUAUUGUGUUUGAAAAUGAAGCAUUUAAUCAAGAUUUUUAUGACAGUUUGACAAAACCAUUUAACUUUCA
This is a messenger RNA of Mercurialis annua (annual mercury), 1355 nucleotides long. RefSeq lists its product as uncharacterized. Lineage: Eukaryota; Viridiplantae; Streptophyta; Magnoliopsida; Malpighiales; Euphorbiaceae. Gene Ontology annotation, cellular component: cytoplasm. Gene Ontology annotation, molecular function: protein-lysine N-methyltransferase activity. The record is from RefSeq and is a predicted model, not a curated record. Gene Ontology annotation, biological process: peptidyl-lysine dimethylation; peptidyl-lysine monomethylation. The coding region runs from base 132 to 1163 and encodes 343 amino acids. The transcript is spliced from 7 exons.